Molecule: messenger RNA, 912 nt
Organism: Pocillopora meandrina
Lineage: Eukaryota; Metazoa; Cnidaria; Anthozoa; Scleractinia; Pocilloporidae
Source: the annotation of a GenBank genome assembly
AUGGUAGAAAGCGAAGAACAAGAUUCGAGAGGGUUGCGAGCUGUCGUUCUACACACAGCUUUUUUUACCAUCAUGAUGGUCCUAUCUCUGGCUGGAAACGUCUUGAUUUGUUUGGCUUUCUACAGAAACAAGAGUCUACGAACUAUCACUAAUUUCUACGUUUUGUCCCUGGCGGUGGUAGAUCUCAUGGUGGCAGUUUUUGUGUUUCCCUCUGUGACCGCAGCUUCUGGUUUACGAAAAUGGCCCUUUAGUCACGAAUUUUGCCAGUUUACUGGUUUUCUUACAAAUUACUGGGUUUUUGUGUCCCUCAGUAUCUUGGCUCUUACAGCAAUUAAUCGAUAUGUUUGCGUUGUAAAACCACAACAUUACUCGUUCUUCUUCUCUAAAAAGAAAACUAUGAUCUCGAUUUGUUUCGUGUGGAUUUUCAUGUUUGUUUUCUACCUCGUGUUCAUUGUUGCAUUGCAAGCUACUUUCGAAUGGCAGCCAAACGCCCUUCACUGCAGAGUGACCUUCCCCGAUGAAAAUACUACGAAGGUUGUCUACAUUGGUUUUGGAAUAUGCACUUCUCUAUCGAUGUUGUUCGUGUUAUUUGGUUAUUGCGGAGUCUACCGUGUCAUCUGGCGACACAAAAAUGCGGUCGUUCCUUUCAUACAUGAAGGAAACAACCAAGGCGUAUCACGAGCACAGGAAAUAAAAACCUCUCGGGUUCUUUUCGUCGCCGUAUUCGGAUUUUGUGUCUCUUGGAUGCCCGGGAUUGCCAUGAAAGCUGUCGAGUUUGGCUUGAAGACAUCGGUUCCUUCCUACUUACAAUCGAUGCCCAUGCUGUUUUCUUGCAUCUCUGCUUGGAUCAACCCGAUAAUUUAUGGGGUUAUGAAUCGAGCGAUGCAAAGGGAGUUUGAAAACAUUUUGCUG